AUGCCUCUCUCAACCCCUCCCCCUUCUGUCGCGGUGGCGACGUGGCUGCGUUCAUUGGACAGUCCCUCCGAUGUAGGGAACACACCACACACGAGAGCAGGACUUCAUCCCAUCGGCAAUAACAUUCAAUAUCAUUUCGCCGGGCUUGUAAUAUUGCUGAACUCUUACUUAUCCACCGGAGAAGGUCCUCUCCUCCCCCCGCGUGGAGGUGCUCCCGCGGAAUUUUCUCGAAAAAUGUGGACACCGGGCUCAGAGGGCUAA
Messenger RNA from Penicillium digitatum Pd1, 261 nucleotides. The record is from RefSeq and is a predicted model, not a curated record. Lineage: Eukaryota; Fungi; Ascomycota; Eurotiomycetes; Eurotiales; Aspergillaceae.